This is a messenger RNA of Catharus ustulatus (Swainson's thrush), 4581 nucleotides long. RefSeq names its product chromosome 1 C6orf52 homolog (gene C1H6orf52). Bases 393 to 1169 code for a protein of 258 amino acids. The record is from RefSeq and is a predicted model, not a curated record. Gene Ontology annotation, molecular function: RNA binding. Lineage: Eukaryota; Metazoa; Chordata; Aves; Passeriformes; Turdidae. The transcript is spliced from 9 exons.
GAGAAAUGCGUCACGGCUCAGGCCUGGGCUCGGCCCAGGCCACCGCGCCGGCCCCAAGAGCUCGGGGAGGCUCCCUUAUCCCCGUACCCUGACCCAGCGCCUCGUGUGAGCGAAAUUAGUGCGGAAGGAAGAGGGGGAGAAAUUGCGCGCUGCCUGGUGAAAAGGUCACCAUCGGACAAGGAAGUGUACAAAACCGGUUCUGCAUAAAAGUUGGUGAUAACCAACUGAGAAGCAUUUUCAUCACUUGCCUCCUGAUAGCCUCUUGUAACAAGAGUGCUCUGUCGUGCUGCCAUCUUCCAUUAGGUCUGCACGAGUGAAAAGUGCUGAAGGAGUGUAAUAAAUUGAACCUGUGCAGUUAUACUGAUCGAGAAAGACAGAAGACAGUUUGAACCAUGGCAAGCCAGGACUUGAUGGCAAAAAAAAGAGAAUGUCUCCAGGCCUACAGCUGGUGGAGAACACCACAGAAGAAACGGAAGAAAAAGAACAAAAUAAAACCAGGAAGAAUAGAGUUCGUUCCAAGUAGUACUAACACAACCAGACCGGAUUAUUCAAUAUUUGUUGGGGAGCUGACUCCAGAAGUAGAUGAUUUUCAGCUCUAUGACUAUUUCCUAAAGAGGUACCCUUCAUGUAUCGACUGCAAAAUAGCAACAGACCUGCUGGGAUAUUCCAGAGGGUAUGCCUUUGUCAGAUUUGGUGAGCAAGGUGAUCAGAUGAGGGCACUGCAAGACUGCCAGAAUGCACCAGGUCUGGGGGGAAAACGAAUCCGGCUGAGCAUAGGAAUUUCUAAAAGGCUGAAAGCGGAAUUCCAGCGGUACCAGUCAUACAACUAUAAUGAUUAUUAUCAAGAUUAUCAGAACUACUAUUCACAGUGGAAUUAUGAUCCUUAUGCUGACUACAACUACAGCUCCUAUACUCCCUAUGAUAGCAUGCAAACUGUUGGAGACUGCUCUUUAGGAGAUGCUGUUAUGGCUCCAGCUGUUUUUGAGGAAGCUUCAACUAUGACUGAAAUUAAUGAUGACUUAAUAACUGAAGAUCCACAGCUAUACUUGGAUGUUGAUGAAAUGAACAGACAAUUUAUGGAGACAAGUGAAGAACUUUAUGAUGCCCUCAUGAAUUGUCACUGGCAACCUCUGGAUACGGUCACUUCUGACAUCCCUUCUGCUAUUUAAGUGUCUUAUAUAGCAUGACCGUAAUGACCAAGGUGCUAAAAGUACAUUUCUUCUACAUUACUCUAGAUCAUAAGUUUUAAAGCACAAUGAUAGGUUGGGUUUUGUUGGGUUUUGGUUUUUUUUUUUUUUUUUUUGCUAUGCUUUUGGCAGUUUCUGUAAUUUUUUUUGUUUUGUUCAUCACUUGGAGCAUCUUGAAAUCAUGUAAAUAUUCUAGAAAUGUAAAGAGUUCAAUGGGGUCUAAAGAUAGACUUGCCUGUGUAAAUAAAAUUUUGUUUCUGCAAACUGGCCAGCAAGGGAUUUUACUUAUGUAUGCGAAACACCUUCUCUUCUGGCUUGUGGAAUUUAGCUGGAGGCAGUAGGGGUAUUUCACUUGUCUUUGGUAUGGGCAUCAUCCACUAGCAAGAACUAGCUCCUUCCAAGAUACCUAGGCAACCUUCAAGCUCUUAAUUUUAACAGUUUUAACAUACAGAAGGAUAAACUUUGAGCUGCUGUAGCUGCAAGCAUUCCAAAGACUAAGGAUGAUACCCACUGAAAUUUGAUUUUUGCCCAUCUUGUUAGUCUUCUCAUCUGACCCUUUACAGCAAAGAAACUGCUGUAAUAUAAUAUCUGUUCUUACACAUAAAAUCUUUGGAGAAAAAAACCCCUGUGGUUUAAAAGGAGGUAGAAAAACCCAUCAGGAAUUACAGUACCCCAGAAUCCUCUGUUAUUUGUUCAGUCUUCAUGCUGAGAUGUUUCAUAGUGAAGAGAUUUAUAAUAUUUUAGUAGGAUGACAGUUCUCAGUGUUCAAGUCAAGAGAUUAGGGGAGGUGGCAAUGAAGAAAGUUCUGCUUUAAGUUAGCAACUUCUGAGGUGGCUUCCUCUAACCUGUUCUUAUCUGAAAGGAUAUAAAGUAUUUUCUAGUCAUAGGGACAGCUUAAGCUCCUGUUGGUACUUAAUGUACAUAAUAAAAUAAAUUCAGGCUGGAAACAAAAGAAUACUUCUUGAAGAGAAAAAGGUAGAAAUUAUCUUAUAGCUAAUAUAUGUGAAAGGUUCUAAAGCUACUCAAGGCAUUUUGGUACUGCCCUGUGUAUUUUGGGGGCAGCCUAAACCAUAAUUGCUAGAAUGGCAAUUUUUUUUUUCUUUAAUGACUUAAUUACAUUAAAGUGGUUGUCAUAACCUAUAUGCUGUUCUUAAAUGUGAAACAAGUACUGCAUUGCAGAGUGAUGACUUGGCAUGGCAGGUCCCUUCUACCUGCUCACUAGAAUCUCCCUCUUUUUGCAGUUUAAUUUCAACUGGGAUUUUUUUAAGUCCAGCCCCCAUGAAAGGUCUUUUGGUGUAAUAUAGGAACUUCAUUCUUCCUGGAUUUUGAUCAUUGUGUAUGUAGAAGGACAGAAAACAACCCCCCCUCAUUUAGGCAGGGAGAUUACUACCACAGUCUUAGAAAUUGUUUCCCUGCUUUGGGAAGAACUAGUUGCAAAGUGGCUGAAAACUGGCAUUUUGUAGGUGAAUGUUUCCCCAGUGUGAACUGGUCAGUCUUUGGAGGGUCAUACUAGGGAGAUUAUUAAUGGGAAUGUGACAGAAAGUGGAAUAAAUGAAGCAAAGAGUCUAGAUGGGAAAGGGAUUGUGUGCCUGCAUAGAAGUGCUUCACAGGAUUGCAGAAGGGAGGAAACUCAAGAUCGGCCCCUUGAAUUUGGAUGUGGAGAUGUUAAACCUUCAAAACCAUGCUGGAUUUGAUGUCGUUUCAGUUGUAGUGCACAGAUGUGGUACCUGAGCUUGGUAGUACAAACCAGUUGCUAGGCAAAGGAUUUUGUAUCUAGCAAGCACUGUCAUCAUAAGAUGGAAGAUUAUAACCCAGGCACAGACCUUGAAGCUUCCUGCUUUGAAGUGCAUAUCCUGUUUUGCAUAGUGUUACCUUAACACCAUACUUAAGCUUCAGCAAGUAAUUUGUGGAAACCUUUCAUUGUGUUACCAGAUGCUAAGGGUGCGUGUUGGCUUGGUAGAAGUCAUGUGGAGUAUCCGUCGAUGUUUAGCUUUUGCAAGGUUGAUCCAUUUGUGCAUUAUGUAAUGAGGAGGCCAUGUAGUUGUAGUUGUAUGAUUUCCCUUAGAUCAGCACUGUAUCACCACAGCUCAUAAACCUCAGACUUUGUAGUCUCCAUAUCUGUGCAGAUUUUACAUGUUAGCAAAGUCUCCACACUCGGCAUUAGAGACUGUUGUCAGACAUGCAUCUUCUGUUCUAGCCUGUAAAGUGUCUGUAUAGUGAAAAUACUGUUUAUGAAAUCAGUGAAAGAGGUUGUUUGGGCCAUUAGUUCUGCAAACCUGAGAAAUGUUGGGGAAUAGAUUUUCUUUAGUCAGCACACAAGAAAAGUGAGGUAAAGAAGGGAGUCUGCUGGUUGCAGCCUUGUGUUACUCUUUUAAAUACCUCUCUGUUUUCUGUCUCCUGAGCCUUUCUAGUCUAUACUGCUUACCAGUUAGGAGUUCAUCUAUGGGAUCAAGAUACUGUGUGCAGCACACAUUCUUUACUGUAAAGGCACACCAAAAAAACUUUUCUGUAUUGACAUAAGCACAAAUUUUGGGAAAAAGUGAGCGCAUCAGAUGUACUGGCGUUCAUUGCUGAGACUUUUAACUGAGGAAACUUCCAGCACUGGUCCAACUACUGCCUGCAUUAGUGAGCUUACACAAAGACCUGAACACAUCCAUCAUGCAGAUGCCUGCUCUCGGUUCUACAAAGAGCUGAUUGCAGUAGAAACAUUUAAAAAGUAUUGGGAGCAAUGUUUUCCACACCAUGCUAUUUCACUUUGGUUGUGUUUUGUCUGUUUUACCCAGCUGAAAUGUUGUGGGGUUUUUUAAGUCUGAUGAAGGGGUUUUUUGAAGAAUAUCUAGUACUGGUUUUAUAACCUCUUCAUUGUACCUAGCUCUGAUAGAUAGUGCCUUUACCUGAAACCCACUUCUUUCUUGAAGAGUAAUGUUUUUGUUUUCCACUUAUCUGAACAGAAGAGCUUUAGUACCAUGGUUUGAGGGGCUAAUGAUCUUGCAGUCAGUGAACAGGGAAAAAGAAAUAGGCUAAAAACCCGUGAAGACUGAAAAGUGUAAGGUUAAAUGGUACUUAAGCCGUGAAUGUUUCUUUUUGCAGGAAUGCUCUUGGACCAACAGCUUCUUUCUAGCGCUACCUCAAAGUAACUUGCAGAUAUAACUCACAGGGAAGAUUGAUCAAAUGGUGAUGAUCACUAUCAUUCUGCUGGAGAUAUAUAUAUAUUUGCCUUUUGUUUUGUCUCAUUUUUAAUGACAUUUAUUUAACUUCAGUGACUCAUGUCAAUAGACGUUGUUUGACUACAUCAACAAGUAUUUCUGAGUCAUGAGUUUCUUUAAAGGUAUGUCACCAUAUGGAAAUUGUUCUAAAUAAGUAAAUAAAGCAGCACUUGAAUUUACAGAGCAAA